AUGCACAGCGACGCUUCAAUGCGCAGCGACGCUUCAAUGCGCAGCGACGCUUCAAUGCGCAGCGACGCUUCAAUGCGCAGCGACGGUACCGUCCAUCGACUCGCCGCGGGGAUGGCCAACGCCGUACUGGCUGAUACACCAUCUACUGGCGAUGCCCCUCCGGCCGGUUAUGUCUCUCCUGAACAAUCUGAACAAUCCAUCGACGUCUUUGAUGAAUCGGAUUUCAGAGUGGACGUCCGCAUACAGGAGCGAAUCAAGGUUGGCGCGAAGAUCGAACGAGCCAUCGUGGUCAGUGCCAAAGCCGACAUAUUCUGGGGUCACUUAGCCUUCCUGAAGCCCGAAUUUGAAUGCCUCGCUGGCAGCAUUUACGUCAGGGGAACAUCGCGUCAGCCCUUCAAGGCUCCCACGAAUGUAGAUGGACGAGUUUACGCGGUCUUCGGGGACAUUUCCUUCGACGUUCCGCUCGAAGUGCUCCGCAGGACUCUCAAUGGUCAAACAUAUUACCAGAUUUGGGUCAGACACAAUGCAUGGCCGGAUCACAACCUCGCGGGGGAGCUCGCAGGAGAAGUCACCGUGGAGCCCGAGAAUGUGGUACUCCGUCCUAUGUCCCACGAGUCACGGCAAAUCUACGAAAAGCUGAAGGCUGAUCCUGUGUUCAGUAGGGAUUUCCCAAAUUGA
This is a messenger RNA of Anthostomella pinea, 678 nucleotides long. NCBI's taxonomy places the organism in Eukaryota, Fungi, Ascomycota, Sordariomycetes, Xylariales, Xylariaceae. The record is from the annotation of a GenBank genome assembly.